AGAAAACUGGAAUUUAACAUAACCUUCAAAGAAAAGCUCUCCCGUGACUGUCACUGCAAUUGUUGUGCUCCAGUUGUUUUCGUUUUCCUGAUUGUCUGCUAAAAUUCUGAAUCUGCGUUUUAUGUUUGUUGUAGGGACUAAAAUGCUUUUAACGAGAUGAUGAUUUCCGUGAGAAAUAAAUGCCACUUCCCAGUCUGUGAUAUUUUUUCUGUCAUUCAAUUUUUAUUCAUUAUUCAUCUUUUAUUAUAUCAUUCCGUUUUAUGUAUUCCAUUACAUUUGUUUUCUACUGAUUUUAAUGUUACGAAGCGAAGUAAUCCUCCGAAUGAAUUUUCAAAAAUUAAAUUUGAAGAUAUUAAACCCCCAGAUCAUUUACAAGGGGUGCGGAUGGAAAGAGACGGCCAUUUGAACAAACAGUUUAGAAAGGAAGUUUUACUGGGAAGUACAAAUGGAAGUGUAACGGAAGAUGAAAAGCUUCUUGUAUCCGUCCACAGAAAAGCUGACAUCAAUAAAGAUGGCUUUCUAGAUGAAAAAGAAUUAGAAAUUUGGAUAGCAAAGAAAGUAAAGGAACAUUUUCAGAAAGCUGUCCAUGAAAAUAUUUAUAUUUUCACAGCUUUGGAUAAAGAUCACAAUGGCCGUGUGAGUUGGGAAGAAUAUCAUGUAAAUUAUAUGAUUGAACAAGGUUUCAAUGAAACAUAUGCUCAGAAACAUCCAGAAAAUCACAAAAAUCUAAAGCGUGAAGUAAAAGAAAAAAUCCUCUUGGACAAAGCAGCCUGGUCAGAAGCUGCCAAUUCUGAUCCUGAUGCUCUCAAUAUUGAUGAGUUUCUUACAUUCCGUCAUCCUGAACAUAGCCAUGUAUCACUUAUCAAUAUGGUUAAUGACAUUAUUGCCAGUUUAGAUGACAAUGGUGAUGAAAUGUUAACAGAGCAAGAAUUUGCAGAAAUGCCUGAUCCCGAUGAAACCAACCAUUCAGCAUCUGACUGGAAACAAGAGAGAAUAAGAGAAUUUAGGGAAAAUAUAGAUCUUAACCAAGAUGGAAAAGUUUCUAGAGAAGAAUUACUGAUGUAUAAUGAUCCAGAAAAUCCUGUACAUUCCAAAACAGAAGCUAGAAAGCUUAUAAAAACAGCUGAUGCAAAUAAAGAUAACCUUUUAUCUUUAGAUGAAGUUCUUGCAAAGAAAAAUUAUUUCCUUGGAAGCAAAAUGGUGGACACUGCUCGUAGUUUUCAUGAUGAAUUCUAGUCUGUGAUAUUUUGUUUAUUCAAAUUUUGUGUAUUAUUUUAAUCUAGAAUAAAUAUAUAUUGUUAUA
Argiope bruennichi is the source of this 1303-nucleotide messenger RNA. RefSeq names its product 45 kDa calcium-binding protein-like (gene myd). The record is from RefSeq and is a predicted model, not a curated record. NCBI's taxonomy places the organism in Eukaryota, Metazoa, Arthropoda, Arachnida, Araneae, Araneidae. The transcript has 6 exons. Gene Ontology annotation, cellular component: endoplasmic reticulum. The coding region runs from base 157 to 1236 and encodes 359 amino acids. Gene Ontology annotation, biological process: calcium-ion regulated exocytosis. Gene Ontology annotation, molecular function: calcium ion binding.